AUGACUAACGAAAAGAAAAUUCAAGCCUCAAAUGCCUUGGACUUAAGCCUGAGGCACAUGUCUCGUGCGCCUUGGUUGUGGCUGCAUGAAAUUGCCUUGAUUCUUUCAUGCUUCAAGUUAAAUGCUUUUGAAUAUCUUAACCUUCCGUUUGAUUCAUCACCUGAAGAAGUGAAAAAGCAAUAUCGGAAGUUAUCUUUGCUGGUUCACCCUGACAAGUGCAAGCAUCCACAAGCAAAGGAGGCAUUUGGUGCAUUAGCUAAAGCCCAACAAUUAUUGCUUGAUUCUCAAGAAAGAGAGUAUCUUAUUAGCCAAGUAAAUUCUGCAAAAGAAGAACUUAGAGCAAAGAGGAAGAGGCAGCUGAAGAAAGACACUGCUUCAAAGAUAAAGUCAUUAGUUGAUGAGGGAAAAUACGAACAAGAGUAUGAACGAUCUGAGGAAUUUCAGCAACAACUAAAAAUGAAAGUUCGAGAACUGUUGACAGAGCAAGAAUGGCGUAGGAGGAAAAUGCGGAUGAGGAUAUCAGAAGAGGAAGGUAGAUUAAAGAAGGAUGAGGAAGAAACAAAAGAGAUGUGGAAAAGAAAGCGUGAGCAUGAGGAGCAGUGGGAAGGAACAAGAGAACAGAGGUCUGAGAUUUUGUUAGAUUCUGUCAAAUUCUGUCAAGUGGAGUCAAAGUUUUACCAGGCUGGACUGCCACAGCCUACUUUUGGAUUUAGGCAGGUCUCCAGCUGGAGGGAUUUUAUGAAAGGUGGAAAGAAGGUAAAGAAAGGAGAACUUCGACCCCCGAAGCUCAAGACAGAAGACCCCAACAAAUCUUAUGUUCAGAGGCCUGUGAAGCGAGGUUGA
Messenger RNA from Ilex paraguariensis (yerba mate), 843 nucleotides. The record is from the annotation of a GenBank genome assembly. NCBI's taxonomy places the organism in Eukaryota, Viridiplantae, Streptophyta, Magnoliopsida, Aquifoliales, Aquifoliaceae.